Molecule: messenger RNA, 1508 nt
Organism: Caenorhabditis elegans
Lineage: Eukaryota; Metazoa; Nematoda; Chromadorea; Rhabditida; Rhabditidae
Gene: klp-17
Product: Kinesin motor domain-containing protein
Biological process (GO): microtubule-based movement
Cellular component (GO): cytoskeleton
Molecular function (GO): ATP binding; microtubule motor activity; nucleotide binding
Source: RefSeq, marked reviewed
AUUUCCGAAUCUUUCACUGGUCGGUGUUCGAAUCAAAUGGACGGUGUUCGUAUAAAAAAUGACUUUUAUAACAAUCAUACUAAUGAUUUAAAACAUCAAAUCGCGCAAUUGGAGAGAAAAACCGCCACAAUUCCAAAACUCGAGAAUCAAUUGCAUAAAGCAAAGAAUCAGAAUAAGGUGCUACGACGUGAAUCGGCACUUUUCCCGUCAGCAUCUUGCGCUGAUGUAUCCAGAGUUGAAGAUCAAAAAGUGAAGACUUUGAGAAAUGAAUUGGCGGAUCUUAAGUUGAAACUUCGGCAGUUGGAAGAUGACAAUAAGGAGAAAGACAUGGAAAAUGACAGGCUGAUUCAGGAGAAUCGAACUUUGAAACGUGAAAAGCUGAAGCUUAUCAACUGUUUUAAAACCCAAAUGGCUGAAAAGGACGCCAUCAUUCGUGAACUCAACGAUGAAGUUGUUGAUCUUCGUGGCCAAAUUCGCGUGGCAAUCCGUGUUAGAGAUUUUGAGAGAGAUGGAUCUUCCAACUUUAGCAUCAUCUCACAAAAUGAGGUUCAACUCCAGCAGACCACCGGCCAAUCCAACACCUACAGUUUCGAGCACGUCUUCUUUCCUCCGACCGCCCAAUCCGGAGUUUUCGGUGAGAUCAAGGAGUUGAUCAUGUGUGCGCUUCAUGGAAAAAAUGUGUGUCUCAUCGCCUACGGACCAACUGGAAGUGGAAAGACUUUCACGAUGCGAGGAGAAGAUAGUGCUGAUUCGGAAGGAGUCAUUCCACGUGCUAUUCGAUUUAUGCUGGAGCAAUCAAAGAGAGAUCUUGCGAUGAUUGGUUGGAACUACAAAUUCCAAGCAUCCUUCAUUGAAGUUUAUAACGAAGAAGUCUAUGAUUUGUUGGAUGGGAAGCAGAAGUUGGAGGUAAAGAUAAAUGGAUCGAAGACGAAUGUAGUUGGACUGAAGAAAAUCGAAAUAGGAAACAUCUCCGACGUUGAUGUGAUUCUGAAUCUUGCCGAUUCGCAAAGAUCCGUAGCUUCAACAGCAUCUAAUGAGCAUUCAUCUAGAUCUCAUGCAAUUUUCCAAAUCUUCGUUGAUGGGCAAAACGCCUCUGGUGAGAUGGUUCAAUGCUGUCUCAACUUGGUGGACUUGGCUGGUUCCGAACGGGCGAAGGAGACGCAAGCUCGUGGGAAGCAGUUCACCGAGCUCACAAACAUCAACCAGAGCUUGAGCACUUUGAAAAAAUGCAUCCGAGCUCAAAUGACGAAGAUGUCGCAUGUUCCAUAUCGUGACAGUAAGCUCACAAUGGUGCUUCGCGAGUAUUUGGGUGCAGGAUCGUCGAAAACAAUGUUCAUUGCUCAUGCGAAUCCUCGUGAUGUUGCCGAAACCAAACGGACAUUGGAAUUCACUUCCGAGCUUCGUUCAACAAAUUUGGGAAAAGCAGUUGUUCAAACAGGACAAAAACUAUGAACUCUUUUUAGUUUUUAGACAUUUUUGAACUGUAUUGAAUAAAGACUUACAACUCG